Molecule: messenger RNA, 3933 nt
Organism: Lipotes vexillifer (Yangtze River dolphin)
Lineage: Eukaryota; Metazoa; Chordata; Mammalia; Artiodactyla; Lipotidae
Gene: USP28
Product: ubiquitin specific peptidase 28
Exons: 23
Coding region: 1-3084 (1027 amino acids)
Biological process (GO): DNA damage checkpoint signaling; protein deubiquitination
Cellular component (GO): nucleus; cytosol
Molecular function (GO): protein binding; cysteine-type deubiquitinase activity
Source: RefSeq, a predicted model, not a curated record
AUGCUGUUAAAUCAACUGAGGGAGAUCACAGGCAUUCAGGACCCUUCUUUUCUUCAUGAAGCUCUGAAGGCCAGUAAUGGUGACAUCACCCAGGCAGUCAGCCUUCUCACUGAUGAAAGAGUUAAAGAGCCCAGCCAGGAGACUGCUGCUACAGAACCAUCUGAAGUAGCAGGCAGUGCUGCCAACAAAGAAGAAUUAGCAAAAGUAAUAGACCUUACUCAUGAUAACAAAGAUGAUCUUCAGGCCGCCAUUGCUCUGAGUCUGCUGGAGUCCCCCAAAAUUCAAGCUGAUGGAAGAGAUCUUAACAGGAUGCACGAGGCAACCUCUGCAGAAACUAAACGCUCAAAGAGAAAACGCUGCGAAGUCUGGGGAGAAAAUCCCAAUCCCAGUGACUGGAGGCGAGUUGAUGGUUGGCCCGUUGGGCUGAAAAAUGUUGGCAAUACGUGUUGGUUUAGUGCUGUUAUUCAGUCUCUGUUUCAAUUGCCUGAAUUCCGAAGACUUGUCCUGAGCUAUAGCCUACCACAGAACAUACUUGAAAAUUGUCCAAGUCACACGGAAAAGAGAAAUAUCGUGUUUAUGCAGGAGCUUCAGUAUUUGUUUGCCCUGAUGAUGGGAUCAAAUCGCAAGUUUGUAGACCCUUCAGCAGCCCUGGACCUCUUAAAGGGAGCAUUCCGAUCGCCUGAGGAGCAGCAGCAAGAUGUGAGUGAAUUCACACACAAGCUCCUGGAUUGGCUAGAGGACGCAUUCCAGCUAGCUGUUAAUGUUAACAAUCCCAGGAACAAAUCUGAAAAUCCAAUGGUGCAGCUAUUCUACGGUACUUUCCUCACUGAAGGGAUUCAUGAAGGGAAGCCCUUUUGUAACAAUGAGACCUUCGGCCAGUAUCCCCUUCAGGUAAAUGGUUAUCGCAACUUAGACGAAUGUUUGGAAGGGGCCAUGGUGGAGGGUGACAUUGAGCUGCUUCCUUCUGAUCAUUCAGUGAAAUAUGGACAAGAGCGUUGGUUUACAAAACUACCUCCAGUGUUGACCUUUGAACUCUCAAGAUUUGAGUUCAAUCAGUCCCUUGGUCAGCCAGAGAAAAUUCACAAUAAGCUGGAAUUUCCUCAGAUCAUUUAUAUGGACAGGUACAUGUACAGGAGCAAAGAGCUUGUUCGAAGUAAAAGAGAGUGUAUUCGAAAGUUGAAAGAGGAAAUAAAAGUUCUGCAGCAAAAACUGGAAAGGUAUGUGAAGUACGGCUCGGGCCCGGCUCGGUUCCCACUCCCGGACAUGUUGAAAUAUGUUAUUGAAUUUGCUAGUACAAAACCUGCCUCAGAAAACUCUGCAUCUCAAAGUGAUGCACGCAUGACGUUACCACUUUCUUCUGAGCACUGCCCGGCUUCUGACCUGAUACCCAAGGAAAGUACAAGUAAAGAGAGCACGUCUCAAGAUGCUGAAAGUACCUUUUCUUCUGAAGGUUCUCUACACAAGUCUAAGGUGGCGAAUCAGCCACUUGCACCUUCCCGAUCUUCCAUGGAAAUGCCCUCACACCCAGCUCCUCGAACGGUCACAGAUGAGGAGAUAAACUUUGUUAAGACCUGCCUUCAGAGGUGGAGGAGCGAGAUUGAGCAAGAUAUACAAGAUUUAAAGAACUGUGUUGCAAGCACUACCCAGACUAUUGAGCAGAUGUACUGUGAUCCUCUCCUCCGUCAGGUGCCUUAUCGUUUGCAUGCAGUUCUUGUUCAUGAAGGACAAGCAAAUGCAGGACACUACUGGGCCUAUAUCUAUAAUCAGCCCCGACAAGUCUGGCUCAAGUACAACGACAUCUCUGUUACCGAGUCUUCCUGGGAAGAACUUGAAAGAGAUUCCUAUGGGGGCCUGAGAAAUGUUAGUGCUUACUGCCUGAUGUACAUUAACGACAAGCUACCUCACUUCAGUGCAGAGGCGGCCCCGAAUGAAUUAGAUCAGAUGUCAGGAGAAGUGGAAGCCCUCUCUGUUGAACUGAAGCAUUACAUUCAGGAAGAUAACUGGAGGUUUGAGCAGGAAGUAGAGGAGUGGGAAGAAGAGCAGUCUUGCAAAAUCCCUCAAAUGGAGUCUUCCACCAGCUCAGCAUCACAGGAUUUCUCUCCAUCACAAGAGUCUUCAGUCGCCUCUUCCCACGGGGCUCGCUGCUUGUCCUCCGAGCAUGCCGUGAUCGUGAAGGAGCAGACCGCCCAGGCUAUUGCAAACACGGCACGCGCCUACGAGAAGAGUGGUGUGGAAGCAGCGUUGAGUGAGGCAUUCCAUGAAGAGUACUCCAGGCUCUAUCAGCUCGCCAAAGAGACCCCCACCUCUCACAGUGAUCCUCGACUCCAGCAUGUGCUUGUCUACUUCUUCCAGAACGAAGCGCCGAAAAGGGUAGUAGAGCGGACGCUUCUGGAACAAUUUGCAGACAAAAAUCUGAGCUAUGAUGAAAGGUCAAUCAGUAUUAUGAAAGUGGCUCAAGCGAAAUUGAAGGAGAUUGGUCCAGAUGACAUGAAUAUGGAGGAGUACAAGAAGUGGCAUGAAGAUUACAGUUUGUUUCGAAAGGUAUCUGUGUAUCUCCUGACAGGCCUGGAACUCUAUCAGAAAGGAAAGUACCAAGAGGCGCUUUCCUACCUGGUGUACGCCUACCAGAGCAAUGCCGCUCUGCUGGUGAAGGGGCCCCGGCGGGGCGUGAAAGAGUCGGUGAUCGCUUUAUACCGAAGAAAAUGCCUUCUGGAGCUGAAUGCCAAAGCGGCUUCUCUCUUUGAAACAAAUGAUGAGCACUCUGUAACAGAGGGUAUUAAUGUGAUGAAUGAGUUGAUCAUUCCCUGCAUUCACCUUAUCAUUAAUAACGACAUCUCCAAGGAUGACUUGGAUGCCAUUGAGAUCAUGAGAAACCACUGGUGCUCUUACCUUGGGCAAGAUAUUGCAGAAAAUCUGCAGCUGUGCUUAGGGGAGUUUCUACCCAGACUUCUAGAUCCUUCUGCAGAAAUCAUUGUCUUAAAGGAGCCUCCAACUAUUCGACCCAAUUCGCCCUAUGACCUUUGUAGCAGGUUUGCAGCUGUCAUGGAGUCAAUUCAAGGAGUGUCAACUGUGACAGUGAAAUAAGCCCCCACGUGUUCAAGUCCCAUCCUGGUCUUUGGUUGACUGCCUGUUGCACAGAAGUCUGUUGUCACAGUGUUUACCUUGGAAAGGGAAUUAGGUGGAAAAGUAAGAUUCAGAUCCAGACCCCAACCAUACUGUGUAUGUAAAGAAGGACUGAAAAUAAAAUUGCACUUUUUAGGUACAGAAUCAUAAAAGCGAUUUCACCAAAAAAGGCAGGAACCAGUGUAUUAAGGUAUUGAUUUAUGGCAGAAGACCUGAAAUGCCUCUUGUACCUACAGGCGUGCUUGGGCUUUUCUAAGCCUCUUGACACUUUUAAAAUUAUCCUUCAGGCAUAAGUAUUUUUGACAGCAGAGUAGAAGGAUGAUUCAUCAGAACCUGAACCAUAUGAACAGCUACUAGCUAUUUUAUCAAAUACAGAUGACAUUAAAAAAUUCUUAACUGCAAGAGAGGAGAAGUAUACACCUUGCCUGGCUCUUGACAGGAGAUGACAAAAUAGGUUGUUGAUGAACCACUACCCUUUCACACGUGGGUAGAACAUAAUUAUGGUCAUGCAUGUGGCAGUAAGAUGUUCAAAAGUCAAAAGAAUGCUGCCUCUCCUUUCUUUCUUCUCUCUCUUUUAUUUUAUAUUUUUAAAUAAACCAGAAAACCUCAUACUCAGUCCUGAGUGAAAGAAAGGAAAGCAUUAAGGACUUCAGACGGAGUAACAGUGCUGUGGAACUUGACUAAAGAUCACGUUCUCAUAGUUAACCAUUUAGGUAAAAUUUUCUAGUGUCUGAAAAUUGUCAAAACCCAUGUCUAAGGCUGCUGCUGGCCCAGAAGAACAUUUUGAUGCCCCUCCCCUUUUUUGCUUUU